Molecule: messenger RNA, 3348 nt
Organism: Bombus pascuorum
Lineage: Eukaryota; Metazoa; Arthropoda; Insecta; Hymenoptera; Apidae
Product: putative transporter SVOPL
Exons: 11
Coding region: 357-1943 (528 amino acids)
Biological process (GO): transmembrane transport
Cellular component (GO): membrane
Molecular function (GO): transmembrane transporter activity
Source: RefSeq, a predicted model, not a curated record
CUGAUUCCUUUUAUAACAUUUAUUAUUCUUUAGUUGAUCAACCGAACGACGCUUUUACAACUUAAUUCGAUAUGUAAUGCCAGUAAUGAACUGCUGACGGUUAUUUACAUAAAAGAUAAAACUGUUUGUGAAUAUCUGAGCCAAUGCACGUGUUACGGCAACACUCUAUAUGGCUUUCAUCAGUUCGUUUAAUUUAAGCCGUUUUAGGAGACGCGCGUUACUGUCUCCGAUACAUUUCUCCGACAAAGUGAAAUUGAAAAACGUAUACACUGAUAGAUGCAAAAUUCAGAGAAAGGUCCAUAAUAGAAAUCAUCUAGUACAAAUAAGAAUUAUUUCCAGCGUAGAAAAUUAUAAAAAUGCCACAUAGAAUUAGCAUCAUUGCUGUUCCGGAUAAGUUUACCAAAGAGCAUAGAAAAGAUUCAAAUGAAGCGAGCCAAAAGAAAAGGUCUGCGGAUUUCGAGACAGCCAUUGCCGCAGCUGGUUAUGGAAAAUUUCAGUAUCUUCUCCUACUGACGAUUAUUCCAGUAUCAUGGGCAACCAGUAUCGACAGUUCCAGUAUCGCAAUGAUUCUUCCGUCUGCAGAAUGCGAUUUGCAAAUGACAUUCUUUCAGAAGGGUGUGCUAAAUGCCAUCAUAUACAUAGGAAUGAUUUCUAGUGGUUUUCUAUGGGGUUACAUAGCGGAUGCUAAGGGCAGGAGAGCCGUUUUUCUUUAUGGCUGUCUAGCUGAUAGUAUUUGUAACUUCCUGUCAGGGUUUUCACAGAAUUUUUGGAUGCUUGUAUCUUUCAAAUUCCUUAGUGGUUUCAUAAUAAGCGGUCCCCAUGCUUCCAUCGUGGCCUACACUUCCGAAUUUUAUGGAAAAAAAGAAAGAGGAAGAAUUUCAUUGAUCGUCGGUUUUGCCAUUACAUCUGGACAUAUCGUAAGCGCAGUGCUGGCGUUCAUCAUCAUUCCACAACGCUGGUCCAUCGUCCUGUGGGACGGUGCGUUUGUCUACAAUUCCUGGAGACUUUUUCUUUCCGUCUGUGGAAUGCCAAUAUUGAUCGGCGUUAUUUGUCUCUUCCUGUUUCCGGAAAGUCCAAAGUUUCUCAUGUCACAGGGUCACAUGGAGGAUGCGUUGAAAGUUUUCAAGAUGAUUUAUAGCAUCAACACGGGAAAAUCGGCGGAAGAAUAUCCGAUACAAUAUUUAGAAAAUGAACUUCCUAAAGAAGGAAGUGAUAACGACCACGAUGGAAAAAUAGAGAGGAAGGCAAUUUUCUUUAGUCCACAUUUAAAUAGAAUUCUCUUGGUCACGGUCAUGCAAUUUGGUUCAAUGUACACAACCAACACGAUUCGUAUGUGGCAACCUCAACUUUUCACGAUACUAGGAAAUUUCGAUCCAGUGAAUUAUAAUCUAACAGAAGGACAUAAAUCGACAUUUUGCGAGAUCUUGGAUUUCUUCUCUGUCGUAGACGGAACUUCCGCAGCCAUUGAAGAGAACGUGAACUGUACAAACAUUGUCGUGAGUGAGUCUGUUUAUGUGAAUACGAUCGUUGUAACUGCCUUUGGAGGUAUUCUUAUUUUAUUGAGUAGCUUUCUACUCAAUAUUUUGAAUUACAAAAUCUUACUGUAUAUUUCUUAUGGAGUAGCACUUAUAUGCAUAGUUUGUCUGAACUGGUCGUCUGACACAUUACUAACACUAAUUCUGACGAGUUUGUUCAUUGGAUUGACAAACACUACCCUAAAUAUAAUUAUUGCUGCAACCGUCAUUAUGUUUCCAACUUCUCUAAGAGCGAUCGCAGUGAGUCUGGUGAUGUCAGUGGGAAGAAUAGGGUCGGUGGUUGGGAACCUUCUCUUCCCAAUUUUACUGGCUCAAGGAUGCUUGGCACCCAUGAUCCAGUUGGCGUGCUUGAUAUUACUUUGCUCCACUUUAACGUGCUUUCUUCCGUCGACCAAAAAAGCUAAAUAAUAAGAAAUAUGUAAAUCUGUGUUACGAUAUGUAAGCUUCUCUCAAAGAACUUGCUAAUACAGAAGUUUUUACGUACAUACAUAUACUCUAACUACGAAUACUAAAUCGCAUCUCAGAUAGCCUACAGACCUCGUUUUCCAACACUAAACCAAGGAAUUACACGUAUACUCAUCCUUGAAUCAUUCUAACAUGAUCAAAAUUUCCAAAGCGAACCACGAUACCUUUCUUAAGACUCUGAUGACUAUAAUAUUCACAUUAAGAAUAAACAAAUUUUAGAAGGAUCAAAAAUGUAAGAAAAUUCAACAACUCUGAAUAUUUCAAAAAUAAGGAGUAUCGGAUAAUUGAAGAAAGGCAUAAAUAGAUAAAUGAAUGAUAUCAAUAAGACGAAACGUACAAAAUAAGAGGAUAAUAGAAAGAAGGAUCUAUCGAAGCAAGGAAGCACACGUUCGAAGGCGAAUACAGGCAAAAACAACAACGAUGUUUGUUAGACAAUGGAAGGGUGGGAUGUUUCCAGUUGGACACUCUUCACGGUCACAUUUUCAGGAGAAGAUCGAUCUCAGUUUAAAACAAUGAUCGAGCGCGUCGAGGACGAACGCGGCGUUCCUCGCCCAGCGUGAACACGACGCUGCUACGGGGGCCUUGGGUUUCACUUUCGACACAUCCUGGAGAGCCCUCCACGCUACAGCCUUCACCCACAUGCUCGUUCUUCUCGAUCCCCCGCGUACAACGGCUCCGUUCAGCCGGCGUUUCGUGUGGACGCGGCUUUAUCGCGCGCCCGGAAUCUCGACACCUUCGCGCUAGCCACGUUGAUCGAGUAAUUACGCGUGUCCAUAAAACUUACCGCGCGUAUUACAAUGGAAGAAUGGGAGAAAGUCAAGGUAUCGAAUUGAUUGCAACGUGACGUUUUAUUUUGUCACGAGAUGCAGCGAUGAUGCUUGAUAUUUGAUUUUGCUUCUUGCUUCUUCAGUUUACUUAAACGAUAAUCUAUCAGUAAACUGGUGCAUUUAAAUCUCAUGCAUACAUUUUAUGUUUACUAAUAGAUUGCAGAUAGUAGUGUAGGAUUACAUUUUUGCGAAGAAUUUUGUUACAAUUAAAGAAACAGAAUGUAAGAGAAGAUUUGCUUCAAUAAAUAUAAUAAAUACUGUAUUUUAGAUAUUUUAUAUAUUUUUGUAUAGUACUGUACGUAUUUCGUGUAUUUUUGAACAAUGUAAUUUGCCAGAAAUGCUUAAGAAAUUAUGUCUAUGUUAAUGCAUGAGUUGUAUCAUUAGUUUGAUCACAAGAAUUACUAGAGAAUUUCAUAUAAUACACUUUUGUAAUUCGAUGUUAUUUGUAUUUACUAGUUCAAUUAAUACGUUACAGUUACGAUCUUUGUAGCAUAAAAUAAAAAGAAUAUUUUAAAGGAUAA